CACCAGCAGUGUGAGGAGACCUGAAAGUGGCACAUGGCAGAGUGUGGCGAUGGAGACAGCAGCAAUGGGAGGCCGUACAGGGACCCAUGAGACACUCUGAGACCUGGUUUAAGCAGCAUGAGGAAGCAUGGUCACAGCGGGCAGAUGACAGAUUCGAGCUUCUGGCGGCGAGGGCGCGGUACGGAGGGCCCAUGGCAGAUUACGGAUGGCAAGCAAGCAAUGCUGACGGGCCUCGUAAUCUGCAGCACACCGUGUGACAAAAUGGAACCCACCAGCAGUGUGAGGCAGACCUGAAAGUGGCACAUGGCAGAAGCAGCAGCAAUGGGAGGCCGUACAGGGACCCAUGAGAACUCUGGACCUGGCAGCAGCAU
Staurois parvus is the source of this 371-nucleotide messenger RNA. The record is from the annotation of a GenBank genome assembly. NCBI's taxonomy places the organism in Eukaryota, Metazoa, Chordata, Amphibia, Anura, Ranidae.